AUGGCCAAUUUCGUUACGGUGGCUAAUUUAGCAAAAGUGGGCAUUGCUGCCAUUCUGUUCUCACUCGUCAGAAUCAUCUAUCGAGUCUAUUUUCACCCGCUCAGUAAAAUCCCCGGACCGAAAUUAGCAGCUGCAAGCACUGCCUACAUUUUCUAUUACAAUGUAAUCAAGGGAGGAGUGUUCAUCUGGCAUCUUGAGCGACUACAUGGAAUUUAUGGACCCAUUAUUCGCAUUUCCCCGAGAGAAGUCCACAUCAAAGAUUCCUCCUACUACGACGAUAUCUAUGCCUCCAGCAUGCGAAAGCGGGAAAAGGACUACCCUUCCAUACGUUCAUUCGAAAUUGAUGGCGCCUCAUUCUCCACCAUCUCCGCCGAGGACCACCGUGAACGCCGCGCGCCCUUCGAGAAGUUCUUUUCCAAAUCAGCCGUCGCAAAAAUGGAACACAUCAUCCAACAACGCCUGGACAAGCUAUGCGGGCACCUCGAUCGCGGCUACGAGUCUUACAAAGUCGUCAACUUGGGUGCUGGCUUCGCGGGCAUGACUGCAGACAUCAUUUACCAGUACACUCUCGGCUACGACAGUGGCAAUCUUGAAAAGGAAGGCUUCAACGAGCAUGUGCGAGACGGAGUCAACGCGCUCUUCAGAGGAUACCAUGUGACGGUUUUCUUCCCGAUCUUGCAGACCAUCACCAGAUCUCUCCCGCUCUCGGUUCUGAAAAGAAUGAACCCUAGCGCUUGGGUUGUCACGGAUCAAAAGCUGGGUGUUCAGGCUAGGAUCGUGGAUUUCCUGGCUGGUAAGCGCACAAAGGAUGGGUCUAUCAUGGAGAAGGUGGCUGAUAGUCGACUCUCUGCGCAUUUGCGUGGCCCUGAAAGACUGGCGGAUGAAGCGUUUUCUAUUUUGGUUGGAGGUACGGAGACGACGGGCAGGUCUCUUUCGCUGGGCUUUUUUAAGAUUCUCAGUGAUCGCGUCGUAAAAGAGAAAAUGCUACAGGAGCUGCGGUCGCUGAUGCCAACGCCUCAAUCCCGUCCGACGUGGAAUCAGCUGGAACAACUUCCCUAUAUGUCUGGUGUCAUAUUAGAGACUUUGCGUUUGUCCACAGGAAUUGCCAAUCGGUCCCCUCGAGUCGCGCCUACAGAAACACUGGUCUACAAGGGCUAUAGCAUCCCCCCUGGAACUCCCGUAUCCCAAACAAAUUAUUUCGUCCUCAUGGAUCCCGAAAUCUUCCCCGAUCCUCACGCCUUUGACCCAGAAAGAUGGGUGCGCGCUGCGGCCAAGGGCGAGCCUCUCCAACGUUAUUUGGUGAACUUUUCAAAAGGAACUCGGAUCUGUUUGGGAAUGAACCUGGCCUAUGCUGAGUUAUACUUGACUCUUGCAAAUCUUUUCCGACGUUACGAGUUUGAGUUAUACGAUACGACCGAGAAAGAUAUUGCUUUUGCUCGUGAUUUUGCAGCGCCUUAUCCCGACGAAGGGAACCUUCAACUCAGAGUUAUGGUGACAGGUCUGGUCGAAGAAUGA
This is a messenger RNA of Penicillium verhagenii, 1515 nucleotides long. RefSeq names its product cytochrome P450. The record is from RefSeq and is a predicted model, not a curated record. Gene Ontology annotation, molecular function: oxidoreductase activity, acting on paired donors, with incorporation or reduction of molecular oxygen; heme binding; iron ion binding. Lineage: Eukaryota; Fungi; Ascomycota; Eurotiomycetes; Eurotiales; Aspergillaceae. The coding region runs from base 1 to 1515 and encodes 504 amino acids. The transcript has 5 exons.